AGCUGGAACAAAUUGGUGCCAUGAUUUUCCAAAACUUGCCAGAGAAUCUGGCUUCCAUUUCAACAUGCAUCGAAGACGAGUGCGCGUCGAUUGGAAUCGCAUCGGUUCAAUCGACAUCGACCGAGUGAUAGGAGAAAGAGAUUUCUCAACUAUUGACGAUAAUGUAAAUAACGUAGUGGAUUAUUGUCUGGAAAGCGAGUACGACGUCAAAAUUCUGGACUCGAAUUUUGUCAAAUUGUUUCGACUGGCGCAGCUGGCCGUCGAGUAUCUUUUGUACUGCAAACAAUAUUUGGAUCACAGCGUCGUCAUCUUGAAGGAAGAGUUAAGAUCAAAACAGAACGAGAACUCUGAAUUGAGAGACGAGCUUUGCGCGAAGGAAAAAAGCAUCAAAGAAUUGAGAGACAAACUCAAGGAACGAAGCAGAAUCAUUGAGACCAAACUCAGCGAUUCACAUGGCGAGGCUCAUAAGUGCCCCGAGUGCCCAAAAACUUUUGUAUCCGCCUUGUUCAUGAAUGCCCAUCUGAGUCGUCGACACCCAAACGUCUCUCGAGUGAGUUUGAGCUCGCCGGCGCACGAGCAAUACAGAGCGGAGACUGAAAAAUUGCACAAUGAGAUCAAAUCUCUGAAAGAGCGUCUCAAUUUGACCGAACGAGUCAUCAGAAACGAAACUGACAAAUUUUUCUCUUCCGACAACGUUGACUCGAGGGACAAUCGAGAAACCAGGACAAACGACAAAAGUGAUGCCCAAAAUCAUCGGGGUCGCGAUGAUUUGAUUGAGGAACAACACCGACGUUAUCAGGAAGAAAUUGGCCAUUUGAAAGCCACUAUUUUCGACGAAAUUCGGAAUCUCAAAUUCGCGGAUAAAUAUCCACCCGAAAAAUCUGACGAUGAUCCCAAUCUCAAGGAGUUAGUUCGAGAACAACAAAACGAAAUCAGUCGGUUGCGCCAACAACUUUCUACCAAACAAAACACAGAAAUUGAGAGAGCCGAAACGAGGCGCGAGAACCAAGAGGAAGUUUGGCAAUCGAAAAUGGAAAACUUGGAGUCUCGUUACCGCGCGGACAUCGAAAAGCUAUACGAUAAACUGAAAUCUACUCAGGAGUCAGCCGAUCGAAUGAGAAUCGAUUACAUGACGAGGAUAAGCGAUUUGGAGAGGAGAGAAGCGAGCGUCGAGUCCGAGCUGGUUCAGGCUCGAAACGCCAUGAACUUUAAUCCGAAAAUGAAAAUUUUUGAGGAGGACAAACCUGGAGGAACCGAAUCUCUGAAGAGUCGUUCAUUCCGAGAGAAAAAAGCUCCGAAAAAGUUUUUGGAAGAAGAUGAAUCGAGCGAUUCCGGGAGCGAAACAUCGAGCUCGAAAAUCGAAUCGCCCAGGAAUGAAAAACCCUCGAGAAAAGCUGAAGAAACAAAGUGCUCGAAAAUCGAAACGCCGAGGAGUGAAAAGCCCUCGAGAAAAGAUGAAGAAAUCAAGUCCGCGAGAGUGAAACGUCGGGAAAGAGAAAGCAAGGAAACACGGCAAAACAGCAGAAAAGCUCCGCCAGAUUUUCGCGAAUCUCUAAAAAACGGCGAUUCCAAAAAGCGAUUUUCCGAGUCUCUAAAUCGAAGAACUCCUCACCAAGUCCGUGAAUAUUCCGAGAAGAAAAAUCAGCCCCAAUCAGGCCUACAGGAGACUGAAAUCACUCCGAAAAAACCUCGCCUCGUCGAGGAGAAGAAAAGCUCUGGAAAAAAGCUCGAAAUCGAUGGAAAUUCUGAAUCAAUCUCCGACGAGGACAGCGAAUCGUGGCUCGAAUCUGAAAGCUCUGAAAAUUCCUCGGGAAGCGAAUUCGAGGAGGAACCGAUUGAUGAAAAACGAAAAACUGGCCGAUCGGAAAAUCGCUUGAUCUCGAUCGAUCGACCGCUCGACGACAAACCAUUUUCUUCUCUCGAUUUACCAAUACCCAGGGAAAGAGGACUCGAAAUAUUUCACUCGAAACUUCGUGAGCUCGGCAUCGACCCCGAGUGGCGAGGCAUUCCUGACGCGACCUUUAAACAAGUUUUCGAAAUCGUUAGACACCAUCGGAGCAUAAAUUCGAAGAAAUAUCGAAAAUUCGAGGACAUAAGAAGAAAAUUGAUGGGCCAGUUGUCCCGAAAUCUAGCAGUGAAAGAAAAAGAUUUGAAAAUUCAAGAUUCAAUGGAACGAUCGCAAAUCGAGAGAUUAGUGACGAACGUGAGGAGUAAAGUAUCCAAGGCUUUGAAUAUUUUGGAAAAAAAUGACGGUUCUUAUUCAACGAACAAACUGGCUCGACGUGAGAAACCGGAAGUGCCGAAAUUCCCGGUGGAUCGUUCGCCAUCGAGGAGGGCGUUGGAGACGAAAAAAUUAGUCCAGCCUCGAGGUUCCUUGACGUCAGAAAAUUCCUACGAAAAUGAGCCAACGAGGGAAAGCAGGAAUUCGAAUUUAAGGAGGAGAACCGUCGGGAAGGAUGCCGGAAACGAGCAAAAGCAUUUGUCCCACUCGUACGAGAGCAUCAAAGAUUUUAUUCGAGACACGAAUCCUCAUCAGCCGAAAUCGAUCUUCAACGUUUCCGGCACCCUGGUCGCUUCGACGCCUCAAAAAACCGAGGCGAUUCUCAUCGGCGAUUCUCCCCUCAACGCCAAUGCCGCUGUACGCUCAAGCAAACACGAAACUGCUGGCUCCGGACUCUCGACCAUCAAUUCACCGAGAAAUAACAACAAAAGCGUGCUCAAAUCCAGCAUCGGCGGGUCCAUUGGAAAUCUGGCGAAAAAAAAAGUUUUGUUCGAUCUUCAGUCCUCGGACGUUGAGGAGCGAGCUCGGGAUUCCCCUUCCAUUCAUUUGGCCGCUCGCGAGCCCGAAAAUCUUGAACGCAAUGAGAAAAUCUCGAGUGAAAGCGACUUUGAAAUUUCUAGCAUCCACGACGAGAGGGAACAGCACAGGAACGAUUCCGGAGAGGCUGCUAAAGUUUUACUGCUCAAAACGUCACAGAGUGAAAAAAUAGCACAAAUUUCACAACAAAUCGAGCAGCAGUUGAGCAUUGCUCGUCGCAAACCAGCAGGAGCCAUCGAGGCGAUGUUCCUGGAGAAAUUCAGUCUGGAAUCCGAGAAAAAAGAUUCGCCAUCGAAGCUCUACGAGAGCGUAAAAAGUCCGAGGAGCCUGAGUUUCGAAAAUUCUGUGGGCUCGAAAAACGCACAAAGAAAUCCGUCGGAUCGGCAGAGCCGCGACUUCCGGUAUCCAAGUACGCACAAACUUGAGGACGAUACCAAAGAUACGAAUUUGGAUUUGGACAUUGACGAAUUACUGCGGAUGGAGUCAAAAUGGGACACUCCAAUGAAUGGGACAGUCAGGCAGAGCGAGACUGUGGACUGCCCGGGUCUGGCUGAGCAAAUGGGCAAAUUGGAGCAAAGUUCUUGGGCAACGAUCGAGUCCGGGACCGCAUGGGACACUGGCAUAAGUGAAAAUUGCAGCCAGAGCAAAACAGUCGACUUUUGUGACCAUAAAUUUGGCACCCAAUCGGUAAUCAUUAUUGGGGAAAAUAAAAAAUUCGAAAAAAACGGUGAUCGGAGCUCCUGCAGAGUCGUCGGACUGCAGAAUCGAAAUGGCCAGCGACGACGAGUGUCUUUCGAUCGAGGCUCCAACAUCCUGCGAACUAUGCGACGGAAAAAUGAACCGGCCCUGUCGCCCGUCGACAUAAUCCUCAAAAGCUACCAAGAGGACAGCGAGAGCGAAACUUCUUCGACUGGCUCACAGGACAUUGAAAACGACAAUUUUUGGCCGACCGUCACCAUCGAGUUGUCCGAGGACUACGAUUCUUACAACCGACAACCCGUCGAAAAUUAUUUGUUCGAGUAUCGUAAUUUGGAUAAGGAAGAAGAGGAAAAAUAUUGGAACAACAGAAAAAACGAGAGCACCACUCGCGAAACAAUCGGAAAUAUAACGGAGGACAAGGUAACGCCCACGCUCGAAACUUCGAACAGCUCGUUUUGGAAUAACAGCGAAACCCGAGACGACAACGAGCUCAAUAACAACGAGGCUGCUGUCCAACACUCAAUUGACGCUGACACUCUCAAUCAGCUGGACGUUUACAAAAACGAGGAGAAAAUUUUUUACGAAAAGCCAAAACUCAAUAUCCAGAGUGUGACGUAUCUGUACGACAGCGUUCUCCCGACGUCGGUAAAGUGCAUGAAUUACGUGAACAGCAUAGAAGUAGAUUCGGAGCCAUUGUUGGAGGAUUUUGGGUGCUUGGAAGAGGAGAGUUCGACGGAGGAGGUUAAAAUCGGUGAAAAAGAGAGUGCAGUCGAAACAGGAUCGUUGAGGGAGGCGGUGGAUUCGAAGAGUUUGAAAAAAUGUGUGAAAUCGCAAAGAAGCAACGAGACGAUAGACUCGGAAGUGAAAAAUGAGGAUUUGCCAUUGGAAUUGGAGGUCGACGUCGAAGUGGUCGAACUAACGAAAAGCGUAAAAGAGGUCAUUCAGUUUCCGGAGAUCGAGGAAAUCGCGGAAACUGCAAAAUCGAACGAAAGGACCGUCACACCGCUGUCGAACGAGCCCGAAACCGUCGAUUCGUCAUCGUCAGUCGAUAAGGAAGAAACCAACGAGGCUUUGUUACCGACCAUCGAUCACGUCGACUUGAUUAAUUUGUACAACGAAGCUUUCUACUUCGAAGAACAAUCUUCCUACGCCAAAAUCGAAGAAAUCGAUCUGCUCUCGAGCAUCGGCCGCGACAUCGGCGUCGAUCUCGAAAAAUACGUCCAACCGAUUCCAGACCUCGUCGCCAUGGAAACCGUUCAACAAAUCGCCCCGAGAUCUCUGCCAACUAUCAUUAAAGAGCCGAACCUUCGAGCCGACACAAACAAACUACUCGAUCAUGAAAUGCCCGAUAUUUCUAGCGCCGACACCAGGAAAAAAGAAAAAAUGGCCAGGAACCAAGCUCGCAGGAGGCUCAACUCGCAUUCCGCUCCCGGACAAACCCGACGACCUGACAAACGCCGCGCUGAUCACAUCGUCGACAAUGGGCCAGGCGGUUUUGACGUUUACAACAUUGAAACAGCGAUGCCGAAAAUCGAUCUCGAUGCCAUCGAGUCCCAUCUGAGAGCUGCGCGCGAAGAGGAACGUCGACGACGAAAUGACAGAGAAGAGAUUAGAAGGCGUUUGGCGAUGGGGCCGGACGCGGAAGACCUUAGAGCGGAAAGAGGAAGAAAACCGAGUCUUCAGUCACGUCUUCAGAGUGGGAUGAAUCUUCAAAUCUGCUUCAUGAACGAAUCCCCCUCGGACACGGAAUCACCAAGCUCAGAGAAAGACUCGUCUCCGAGUGCCUCAGAUCUGUCCUCUCUGUCAAAAAUAGAGCAGCAAUCUCACAGAUUUGCAUCGAGGCCUCAACUUCUCAGUCUUCCGCCAUUGAGAGUAGACACGGCGAAUCCAACCUCAUGUUCAGCAUCGAGCUCUUCGUCGGUGGAGCCUCUUGACGAGGCUGAUUUCUUUGCUCGCCAGGCUAGACUUCAGACCGAAGCAAGAAUGGCGCUUGCGCAGGCCAAGGAAAUGGCUCAUAUGCAAAUGGAAGUGGAAAGACAGCGACUGAAACAGUCUCCCAUAACGGAGAUGGUCAGAUCCAGCCUGGAAAAAGUCGGUGUACAAUUGGGCGAAGAUCGUCGCCGUCUUUCUCGCGUACUUUUGACCGAAUUGAACGUCGCACAACUCCAAGUCGUCGCGAAUGAUCUUCACGCUCGUAUCGCAAUGCUGAACGAGGCUCUCGUCGAAGGCUUGCUUCGCAGGGACGAUCUUCACAUGGAGCAGGACUCCAUGCUCGUCGACGUCGAGGAUCUCACAAGAUAUCUAGGUGCGAAGCAAGAAAGUCUAAGGAAGUGUUCGAGCUGUUCGAGGGAGUCGCAGGAGCAAAAGCAGCAGCAGCAGCAGCAUCAAGAGAAAACGAUAAUGGUGGGGCCGAGUUCGAAGAAUCGUGGAAUUCAAAGGACGUUGAGAGCCACGUCGUCGCUGACUCGUGAAAAGAUGGUCAAAUGUUUAUCGAGCCGUCGAGCAGCAUAAGAAAACAAUAAUCACAAUUUCAAUCGAUUUAACACAACAAAAUAUAUCCAGCAAAUGAAAAAAAUCGAUAGAAAAUAUCAAGAGAAUCAAACGUAGCGAAAAGCAGAUAAAAUUUCGGCUUCGAAAUGAUAAAGAAUUGCAAAAAAAAAAAUUAUUCAACUUACGAGUACGAGAUUGAUGAAAAAACUGACGUUUUUACAGCUUUAUCGUUAGUCAGUUUGCUAGCAGCCCCGAUAAACCGUAGGCACCAUUUUUUCUCCUCGAAUUUAACGGAAAGAAAACUCAGAAAAUAGAAAUUCCAUUAUUAUUGAGCGACAAGAGGAAUCUAAAAUAGAAAUAGCGUUAAUAGGAACGAAAAUAAAAAACGCUCUUCGGUGUUUCAAAUAAUGGUUAAAGCGUCGACACAUUUUAUCGCCCUUCGUUAAGGCACUCUUUCAAUCGCCAUUCCCACGAUCCACAAGUAUCCGAACAAAAAAUUAAUCAACUUUCAAUCUCCUCGUCUUAAUCGUCAUUCGAUCACGAAUUUUACAUCGUCAAAUGUCGCUUCCUGUCGGUUAAAUAAACGAACGUUGGGACAAGUAUAAAUACGUCAUUCAACAUUCUGGAGAGCUAGUAGACAAAAAAACCAUUCUGCUUAUCUAGUUCGAUAAAUAUUCGCAGUAUUUCAUCCGACAAAAUGAGAAUCUUUCCUCGAUAAACAUUCUUCAUGGAAUAUGCGAAUAAUGAAUUUCCCAAAAUUGAAUCUCGACGUCAUUCGUUUUUCAAAUCCCCAAAAGAAUGUGAAGAUCGUAUUUUCAAGCAUUUGAGAAUUCAUGAAAACUUUUCAAAAGUUCAAUUUCAUUCCGAAAGUUCCGAAUGAGAAAAAUCGUUUUAUCUUUUCAUUGAAAAAUCCAAAAGCGAUAUUCUCAUUUUUCUUUUUUUAAGGAAAAACAACCAAAAACCAUUGAGAAUUCUAAAAAUUUUUACGUAAAAUUCCCAAAUCGUAUCUAAUAAUAUCGGCAAAUAAAAAUGCCAUUUUUUUCAAAUUAUAUCAACGCAAAGCCAAAAGAGGAGCGCGAAUUGAUGAGAUAAAACCACACCCAAGUUGUCCCCAAAGAGUACGUUAUAAAACUAGGCUCCAAAAAAAAAAAACGAAAAGAAAAAAUUGGAGAAAAAAAUAAAAACGUCAUCGAGAUUUGCAUAUUAUCUACAAAAUAGGUUUUAAUCGUAAUUUUAAUUAAUAAUAUACAGAUUGUAAAUACUAACUAAACAAUAAUAAUAAAAUAUGGUGUAACAAGUU
Molecule: messenger RNA, 7307 nt
Organism: Venturia canescens
Lineage: Eukaryota; Metazoa; Arthropoda; Insecta; Hymenoptera; Ichneumonidae
Exons: 20
Coding region: 65-6028 (1987 amino acids)
Biological process (GO): positive regulation of hippo signaling
Cellular component (GO): cell junction; plasma membrane
Source: RefSeq, a predicted model, not a curated record